UUUUCCUUAUCUUAAUCUUCUUAGAUGCAAGGCAGUAAAGAAUGGGUCUUAUCUGAAGGACAAAUCUGCUGUUGCCCUAUCAGCAGGCACUAUUUCUGCAACUGGGCAGUAGCUGCUCAGCUGUUGUGUAGGGCAGUCAGUUCUGUUGCCAGCACACAGCGAUCCACUCCUUCCCACCAUGGAGUGCACAAUACCACCCCCAGACAGGCUCCGCAAACCACUGAUUAUCCCAUACAAGUAUAUGAUGAGUGCUGGCCCUGCAAACUGCACUCCACGUGUUCUUCAUGCUCUCUCUCAGGCUACAAUUGGUCCUCUUCAUAAGGAAGCAUAUGAGGUGCUGGAUGAUAUAAAGGCUGGUUUGCAGUAUGUCUUCCAGACAAAAAAUGAGAUGACUUUUGCAAUGUGUGGGUCAGGUACUCUGGGAAUGGAGGCAGCUUUAUUAAAUUUGUAUGAACCAGGAGAUACAGUUCUUGUUGCCUGUAAUGGUAUAUGGAGUGAAAGGGCAGCACAAGCUUCUGAAAGACAUGGGGCAACUGUACAUAUAAUAGAAACAACUCAUGGGAAGACAUUCACUUUGAAUGAGAUUGAGGAAGCAUUACAAAAGUAUAAACCACAGAUAUUUUUCAUAGUACAGGCAGAGAGCUCAAUUGGAGUUCUACAGGAUGUGCAGCAUAUUGGACCACUGUGUCAUAAAUACAACUGCCUUCUGAUUGUGGAUGCAGUAGUAGGAUUAGGUGGAGUUCCAAUAUUUGUUGACAAAUGGGACAUUGAUGUUGCUUUUGCUGGGUCGCAGAAAGCACUUGGAGCACCAACUGGUACUGCACCAAUUACUUUUGGUCCUCGUGCAGUAAAGAAGAUGAUGAAUCGUAAGACCAAAGUCCAGUGCUUCUAUAUGGAUGCAUUGGAGCAUGCUAGGAACUGGAAGAGCUUGGGGCCUGAUGUUCCCAGGGGGUAUCACUAUACUUUGGCUAUGAAUCUUCUUUUUGGAUUACGUGAAGCUCUAGCUGAAAUUGUAGAGGAAGGGUUAGAAAACAGAUGGAAGAGGCAUCAUGAAAAUGCUGAGAGAGUCCGUGCUGGUGUUCGUAAGCUUGGUCUUGAAUUUUUUCCUUGUGAGGGAGAAACGCUCCUAGACUGUGUGACAACAGUCCGUGCAAAGCCAGGAAUUGACUGGAGGAAAGUAAGACACUAUGCAAUGGAUGUUUAUAAAAUGGAUCUGCCUGGAGGAGCUGGCAAAACUGCAAGACAGCUACACAGAAUUGGUCAUAUGGGAAGCAAUGCAAACUCGUACACUGCUGAUUUCACCCUGGAAGUCCUGAAGGAUGCAAUAGAACAUUGCAAAAUAAAUGAAUGAUUUCAACAACAAAAGCCUUCUUGGGGGCAAGAACCUUUUCACAUGCCAGUUUCAAAUGAUAUCAGUGCAACAGCAUGCCUUUUUGCCCAUACUUUGCAUCCAUCUUCCUGACAGUAAAAUAAUGCAAAUAAAAACCCACUGUUCCAAGCAGCAAUUGAUGAGUGCCAAAAUCGAAGAGAGAGCUGUCUAGCACGUUUAAUGUUUAGAUGCAAAAAUGAAUGAAAGUGGACUCAUUCAAGUAAAUUAUUUUGGAAAGCAUUUACUUAACUUUUCCCUAGCUAUUUACAUCAAAAAAUGUGUAAAAAAGCUGUGUGCUACCAAAGGAAAGACAGCCAGAACACUAAAAUUAUUUGAUUCCCAUCAUAAUGCUGUGGAGCAAUUUUCAAUCUUUGAGAUUAUUCCUCAUUUAUUUUGGCAUGAUA
Molecule: messenger RNA, 1773 nt
Organism: Schistocerca americana (American grasshopper)
Lineage: Eukaryota; Metazoa; Arthropoda; Insecta; Orthoptera; Acrididae
Product: alanine--glyoxylate aminotransferase-like
Exons: 7
Coding region: 179-1351 (390 amino acids)
Cellular component (GO): peroxisome
Molecular function (GO): L-serine:pyruvate transaminase activity; L-alanine:glyoxylate transaminase activity
Source: RefSeq, a predicted model, not a curated record